AUGCGCUUCACCACCGCCGCCACCGCCUUCGCUCUCGUCGGUCUCUCCGCCGCCGCCGCCGAUCCCACCGUCGUCGUCGUCCCGCGCGCCACCAUCAGGCCGGCCCCCGACAUUGUCGAGCGCGCCACCGAGCACAAGAUCUAUGUCGACACCUCCUCCUGUGCCGACAAUGGCCGGACCCUGCCUCAAAUCUACGGCAUCUCAAACUCAACUUCUCAGGACUUCACCGAGCCGGAGCGCUUCGACGGGCCCACCUUCACCUUCACCGUGCCGGCCUACUACCAGGGGCACGUGUGGCUGUACAACAGCGACGACCAGGGUGCGUCUUCCGGCGAAAACACGCCGCUCAACGUGCAGGGCGUCGACGUCUUCUUCUACGACCAGCCGACCGAGACGGAGCACAACACGGCGACCCUGCCCGCCGAGGGCGCGACCAAUGAGAAUGGUCAGGGGUACAGCGUCCCGGAUCCCAUUGGUGCCGUGCGCUUCGCGAGCACCUCGCCCAGCAGCAAGUUCAUCGAUGGCAAGACUGGCGGUUCGCUGGAGAGCACCCAGGAGGGCGAUGCGCUGUAUGUGUACUACUGCCAGGAGUGGCCGGUGCAGAACUAA
Messenger RNA from Diplodia corticola, 609 nucleotides. RefSeq lists its product as uncharacterized. The record is from RefSeq and is a predicted model, not a curated record. The transcript has a single exon. The coding region runs from base 1 to 609 and encodes 202 amino acids. NCBI's taxonomy places the organism in Eukaryota, Fungi, Ascomycota, Dothideomycetes, Botryosphaeriales, Botryosphaeriaceae.